AUGGCACAAUCGGCUACGGCUACUCCUCCUUCUGCUUCUGUCGAUAUGGCUGCUGAUCCUAGUGCCGAUCCUGGUGGUCCUGGUGGUUUUGGCGGUGCUGGCGGUGGUCCUGCCGCUUCUGGACCACCCGGCCCUACUGGUAUCGAUCUUACUUCUGCCUCUGUUUCUGAUGUUGGUGGUCCCGGCGGUGGUCCCGGUGCCUCCGGUCCCAACGGCAUCGAUCUCACUUCCGCCUCCGCUUCCGAUCUCGGUGGUUUUGGCGCUUCUGGUCCAAUUGGUGGUACUGGCUAUGGUCAGGGUGAUGAGGACGAAUACGGCGACGAGGACGAAUACGGCGAAGAAGAAGAAUACGGCGAAGAGGAAGAAUACGGCGGUGGAGGUGGCUACGGCGGUGCAGGUGGCUACGGCAGUGCAGGUGGUGAAGGUGGCUACGGUGAAGCUGGCUACGGCGAUGAGGACGAAUACGGCGAUGACGACGAAUACGGCGCUCAGGCCGGCGGUGGCACUCAGGGUGGCUAUGGUGCUCCGGCCAGCGGUGGCGCUCCGGGCAGUGGUGGCACUCAGGGCAGCUACGGCGCUCCAGGAAGCGGUGGCACUCCGGCCAGUGGUGGCACUCAGGCCGGCGGUGGCCCUCAGGGUGGCCAAGGAGCUCAGGGCAGCGGUGGCCCUCAGGGCAGUGGUGGCACUCAGGCUGGCGGUGGCGCUCAGGCCGGCGGUCACGCCCCUAUCGAUUCGCAUUACUAUGAGGUGCACGGCCCGGCAUCAGCAUUUGCUGCUGAAUUCGAUCCUCACAUUUGUUCUUAUGAGGAUCUGUGGCAUACAUUCGAGCCCACCAUGGUGCAGGCCAACGCUCAACAUGGGGGGGAGCAAUAUGUGUCCUUGAUUGACCAGGCAAUUCAGGAGGUCAGCCAAAAGACCGGCGUCGAGUCAUAUCUCCUGUUAUGUGUCAUCAUGCAAGAAAGUACGGGGAAUUUAUUCGUCCAGACAACAGCACCCACGUUAGAGGAUGUCGUCGGCAUGCUCGAAAUGGGCGCCACUCACCUCCAGGGGUGCUUGACGCAGCAGCACGGCGACAUCUAUGAGGCCCUACGGGUGUACAACUCGGGGAGCAUCGCCGCUAGCGGCGAUCUGGGCGACCCUGCAAGUGUUGGCACGCCGGAUUAUGUCUGCGACGUGGCAAACCGUACACAUGGCUGGAUCAGUGGCGGCAAAUCCACGUAG
Molecule: messenger RNA, 1221 nt
Organism: Fonsecaea monophora
Lineage: Eukaryota; Fungi; Ascomycota; Eurotiomycetes; Chaetothyriales; Herpotrichiellaceae
Exons: 4
Coding region: 1-1221 (406 amino acids)
Molecular function (GO): peptide-methionine (S)-S-oxide reductase activity
Source: RefSeq, a predicted model, not a curated record